AUGUCCAGUGCUCUUGCGACCCACAACGGCGUCGUAUUCUCUCCCUCGGCGAAUCUAUGGCCAAGGACCUUCCUGGUCCUCGCAGAUUAUGGAGGCGAAUUCAGCAGCCUCAAUGUCACAAGCUCGCUAGAAGAUCCCAAAGGGAACUUCACAGCCGAAUGCCAACGGACACCCAGUUUCACGCUAUAUGGUCAAAACUGCACACUAGAGCCAGCACUCAAUGUCGACGCACUGCAGAUUAACGUCACCAGUAAUGUAUCGCUGUCGCUCUGGAUGAUCGAGACCACAGCGAGCUCCUUCGUCAAAGACGUAGUGAAUCUUUCGCAGCUAGCGUCCGCGGUUCAUUUCACGGAUGCAUUCAGGUUAUAUCCCGAUACACAUCUCCUCGGGACUCUGUAUCCAGUUCAGAGAGUUCAGGGGACCAACAGUUGGUUGACCUUUGCUAUUCAUAAUAUUCGAGCGGAUAGCUCCGGGACGUUUGAUUCCGGCACAUCCUCCCUCACGCUAUCAGCUAUUCUUCCGGAAAGCCAACAGUGGAUUCCGUCGGAAGAAAUCAUAUCACCUUCCGUUGUCACGAUUGUACUGGGCAUCAUCUCCAACGUGGGAGGCGCGUUCGUCGCUGUGAGUGGCGUCUUCUCCGUCAUCUUCGGGAGGGGAAUAUGGGAGGUUGUGGCUGGUGGUCGACCCAUCUCUCCGUUCGGCCUUUUUGGCCACCUCCCAUCCUAUAGACAAGCCAUUCACAGGCAAUAUCCCCGGCUGCAAGAGGAAACCGAAAAAGGAGGCAUGGCCAGCUUCAUCGAGGAGGUCGCAAUGGAUACCGGAAUUAUUAGGCGGAGGGCGUAUGUGUCUGUUCCUGACGCAGAAUCUUUUGCUCGUCGAGACGGGCCUGAGCAAGGAGUUGGGCAUAGGUUCAGCAAUUCCGAGAUCGAAUUACUUCCUCGAUUGGACUCUUCGCACCGGGGUCACGAGUACUUGGUGGACACAAGGAAGUCAACGGGAACCGAUAAGUAG
Stereum hirsutum FP-91666 SS1 is the source of this 1011-nucleotide messenger RNA. RefSeq lists its product as uncharacterized. NCBI's taxonomy places the organism in Eukaryota, Fungi, Basidiomycota, Agaricomycetes, Russulales, Stereaceae. The coding region runs from base 1 to 1011 and encodes 336 amino acids. The record is from RefSeq and is a predicted model, not a curated record. The transcript is spliced from 4 exons.